AUGAAAUGGCCCUGCGCCGCGCUGGCGCUGCUGCCUGCCUUUAAGGCUGAAGCCGAUGAUGUCGUGAGCCUCGCUUUCGAGGUCAGAGGCAAGGCCGUGCCCAUCUCCUGGAAGCCCACCGUGGAGAAUGCCCUGACGGCGGCACGAAGGUUUGCCGCAGAACAUGACCUUCCAGAGCAUACUCUCAGCGCCUGGGCAGUAGCCGAGGAGAUCGGCCUGAAACGUGCUUGGGCCGCUGCAAAGCAUCGGGAGUCGCCCGAAGUGAUGCAGAUGCCUGUGCUUGCUUCGAGCCAGACACGAGCUCCCGACCAGCCAACAGGGCGGUCCGUGAUUUCCCUUUAUUUGGGCCACGACUCGAGUAUCGCUGUCAGUCAAAACGGCCGGAUCCAGUGUAUUCUCGAGUUGGAGCGACUAUUCGACAUCAGAUAUUACCGUCCCAACAUCACCCUCUCACCUGACCGCUAUCAGACUGAGUGGCACAAGGCGCUUCGUGCCGUGCAGAGACACUGCGAAUAUGAGGAUGGGACUUUUCCAGCGCACUUCAAUGACGGCGUUAUCGUUUUUGCUGGGGAGUUCGAGUGUUACCAACUUUGGCUGCGAGGCGUUGUGGGCAUGAUCUUCACCGUAGAGCAGUGGCACAUGGUCGAUCAUCAUGAAUCACAUGCGCUACUGGGCUACUACGCCUCUCCAUUCCAUUCCACCCCUUCUCGGACAACCCUCAUUUUAUCUUAUGACUCUGCUGGCAAUGAUGGGUCCUUCAACGUGUAUUUGGCAUCGAUGGGAAAAUUUGAGCGCAUUGCGCAGCUGGGGUAUUCCCUCGGCAAUGCAUAUGACGUAGCUGGCGUCCUUAUGCCUGAAGUGUCAGGCCAUCCCCUGUCAGACUUCGUGAACUGCAGCGACCCUGACGUACUGAAUGCAUCGUCGGGAUCGAAGCUUGUGCGGAUAGGUGCCUAUCACGAGAAGGCAGUUGAGAAGCUAAGUUGGCCAGGCAAGAUGAUGGGCUACUCAGCUGUCGGCACUGCGAGGGACGAGCUGCGCGAGUCUAUGCGCUUUCUUAUGGAGGAAUGCAGGUCCUUCAUCCCAGGCGCGAUGGCUCUGCCCACUUUGAUGGUACGGGCUGCCUGCGAGUCACUGGAGGGGCAACGUGCCGUCGCUGCGACGAUGCAGUCGGAGUUCGAGCAUUUCGUGCUGAGCCGCCUGGAGGCCUUCCUGCGUUUUUUGGGGCCUGGGAAGGUCGACAGCAUCGUUCUUAGUGGUGGUUGCGCCCUCAACGUGCUCACAAACCAGGUCGUUUACGACACACUGUCAUCGGCCAAACCUGGUGGUGAGAAAGGCCGCGACCCAGACUUCUUUGUUCCAAUGGCGCCCAACGACAGCGGACUCACUGUGGGCGGUCUCUGGUCCGUGGCACCACCGAGUGGACAGCAGAACCUGCAGUAUCUUGGCUUUCCGCUCUGGGACCGCCAUCUGCUGCUGGAGUUAGCUCGGAGCCACGGGGCCAGGCGCCUUUCGAAGCUUGGUGGCGUCGAGUACCUCGCGGAGCUGCUCGCAGGGGGCCCGGCGUGGCAGAGGCAUCCCAAUCGGACCGCUGACAAGCCCAUCAUUGCAGUGGUCCGCGGCCGCCAGGAAUUUGGGCCGCGGGCGCUGGGCCACCGGUCCCUGCUGGCGGUGCCAGACUCCCAGGAGAUGCGUGAUCGGAUGAACCGGCUCAAAGCCCGGGCCUGGUAUCGGCCGGUUGCGCCCAUGGUGGCGGAAGAGGCCAUGGAGCAGGUGUUUGGUCGGCCGGUGCGUUCGCCAUACAUGACGAUGGCGCCGCAGGUUUUGCCUGAGAUCCAGAACCGCUUCCCCGCCUUGGCACACCUGGACGGCACUGCCAGGCACCAAUCUGUGAGCGAGCACGAUGAGCCCUGGGUUCAUGCCCUUCUGAUGGCGGUAGGCCGGCUGACGGGCCUAGCAGCCCUCAUCAACACGAGCUUCAAUUCCAAGGGCAAGCCCAUCGUGAACCGCGUGAGAGACUGCCUGAAGAUGCUGAAUGAGCUGCCAGAUUUAGAUUUCGUCUUGAUCGAGGAUUACCUCUUUCGCAAGAGGACACCUCGGACUACGAGGACUUGA
Symbiodinium natans is the source of this 2112-nucleotide messenger RNA. NCBI's taxonomy places the organism in Eukaryota, Dinophyceae, Suessiales, Symbiodiniaceae. The record is from the annotation of a GenBank genome assembly.